Molecule: messenger RNA, 2427 nt
Organism: Adineta steineri
Lineage: Eukaryota; Metazoa; Rotifera; Eurotatoria; Adinetida; Adinetidae
Source: the annotation of a GenBank genome assembly
AUGUUGUCACGGGGCGGAUAUUCGCUCGUUUCAAGUGUAGAGCGAUUUGCUAAUGCUACACAAACGAUUUUACCUCUUCGACGUCUUUGCUUAACCCGUACAGUUUAUGCUGCAACAAAUGAAAAGACAUCGAAGGUUUCUCUUUCUCGAUUUGAACCAAAUAAAUAUAUUGAUUAUGAAAAACAAGCAUCUACUUUAGAAGUUGUUAAAAAACGACUUAAUCAACCAUUAACACUUUCCGAAAAAAUUCUCUAUUCACAUGCUGAUGAUCCAAAAAAUCAAGAAUUCAAGCGUGGUAAAUCAUAUUUACGCUUACGCCCUGAUCGUGUUGCUAUGCAAGAUGCAACUGCACAAAUGGCUGUACUUCAAUUUAUAUCAUCGGGUUUACCAAGUGUCUUAUGUCCAACAACAAUUCAUUGUGAUCAUUUAAUUGAAGCACAAACUGGCGGAGAAGAAGAUUUAAAACGAGCAAAGGAUCUCAACAAAGAAGUUUUCAACUUCUUGGCAACAGCUAGUGCUAAAUAUGACAUUGGAUUUUGGAAACCAGGCAGUGGUAUUAUUCAUCAAAUCGUUCUCGAAAACUAUGCUUAUCCAGGUUUAUUAUUAAUUGGUACAGAUAGUCAUACACCAAAUGGGGGUGGUCUAGGCGGUCUUUGUAUUGGUGUUGGUGGUGCUGAUGCAGUCGAUGUUAUGGCUAAUAUGCCAUGGGAAGUUAAAUGUCCCAAAGUUAUUGGUGUUCGAUUAACUGGUGAAUUAAGUGGUUGGACAGCACCGAAAGAUGUUAUUCUUAAAUUAGCUGGUAUUCUAACAGUUAAAGGUGGUACUGGUGCAAUAAUUGAAUAUUUUGGACCUGGUGUUGAAUCCAUUUCAUGUACUGGAAUGGGUACAAUUUGCAAUAUGGGUGCAGAAAUUGGUGCUACAACUUCAGUAUUUCCUUAUAAUAGCCGUAUGGGUGAAUAUCUUAAAGCAACGAAACGUGAAGAUAUUGCUAAUUUGGCUAAUGAAUAUAAAGAUAAUUUAUUAACAGCUGAUGAAGGUGCAAAAUAUGAUCGUGUUAUUGAUAUUAAUUUAUCUGAGCUUGAACCACAUGUUAAUGGUCCAUUCACACCUGAUCUUGCACAUCCAAUAGAUAGAUUAGGUAAAGAAGCAGAAAAAAAUAAAUGGCCACUUGAUAUUCGUGUUGGUCUUAUUGGUAGUUGUACAAAUAGUUCUUAUGAAGAUAUGACACGAGCAGCUAGUAUUGCUCAACAAGCUAUUGAUAAAGGUAUUAAAGCUAAAACAAUAUUUACUGUUACACCAGGUUCAGAACAAGUUCGAGCAACAAUCGAACGUGAUGGAAUUGCUGAAAAACUUCGUGGUAUUGGUGGUAUUGUUUUAGCAAAUGCUUGUGGUCCAUGUAUUGGUCAAUGGGAUCGUAAAGAUAUAAAAAAAGGUGAAAAAAAUACGAUUAUUUCAUCUUAUAACCGUAAUUUUACUGGUCGUAAUGAUGCUAAUCCACAUACACAUGCAUUUGUUACAUCACCAGAUAUUGUGACAGCUAUGGUUUUAAGUGGUGAUCUUCGUUUUAAUCCUUUAAGUGAUUCAUUAACAGCUGCUGAUGGUAGUGAAUUUAAAUUAGAACCACCAACUGGUGAUAAUUUACCAGCAAAAGGUUUUGAUCCAGGUGAGGAUACUUAUCAAGAACCACCUAGUGAUGGUGGUUCACUUAAAGUUGAUGUUGAUCCUAAAAGUACUCGUCUUCAAUUACUCGAACCAUUUCAAGAAUGGGAUGGAAAAGAUUUUAUUGAUUAUGCAAUUCUUAUUAAAAUUAAAGGAAAAUGUACAACUGAUCAUAUUAGUGCAGCUGGACCAUGGUUGAAAUAUCGAGGACAUUUAGAUAAUAUCUCUAAUAAUAUGUUUAUUGCAGCUGUCAAUGAAGAAAAUGAUGAAGCAAAUAAAGUAAAAAAUCGAAUAACAAGUGAAUGGGGUAAAGUGCCUGAUACUGCUCGUUAUUAUAAGAGUAAAAAUACGCCUUGGGUUGUUAUCGGUGAUGAAAAUUAUGGUGAAGGUAGUAGUCGUGAACAUGCAGCACUUGAACCACGACAUCUUGGUGGCCGUGCAAUUAUUGUUAAAAGUUUUGCUCGUAUUCAUGAAACAAAUUUAAAAAAACAAGGUUUACUUGCUUUAACUUUUGAUAAUCCAGCUGAUUAUGAUAAAAUUAAACCUGAUGAUAAAAUUUCAUUAAUUGGCCUUGAUAAAUUCGCACCUAAUCAACCGAUUGAAUGUCGUAUUAAACAUUCAAAUGGUAAAAGUGAAACUAUUAAACUUAAUCAUACAUUCAAUGAAGCUCAGAUUGGAUGGUUCAAGGCUGGAUCAGCCUUAAAUGCAAUGCGUACAUUUUUUGCUUCAAAAAAAGGACAAAAAAUGGUAGAUAAAGCUACAUCUUAA